Molecule: messenger RNA, 2038 nt
Organism: Dissoconium aciculare CBS 342.82
Lineage: Eukaryota; Fungi; Ascomycota; Dothideomycetes; Mycosphaerellales; Dissoconiaceae
Exons: 1
Coding region: 23-1696 (557 amino acids)
Cellular component (GO): nucleus
Molecular function (GO): transcription coregulator activity; RNA polymerase binding
Source: RefSeq, a predicted model, not a curated record
UAAAUAUCUUCACAAAUUUACGAUGGAGACGCCAUCCAAAAGACAACGAACACAUUCUCCGGCAUCCAGAUUAGAAAAUACGUCGCAUACUCGCAGAAACCAUGCCAAUGCCGGUGGGCGAGAUCAACAGCGACCUUACGAUCGGCGCGAUGCGACAGAUCGACCACAUUCCAAACAUGUUCUUCCCGGUUACGAGCCAUGGAUUUUGAUCAAGACAAAGCUGCGCCGACAAUUCGUGCACAAUACUGAAACGAAACAGAGUUCGUGGCAUGUCCCAGCAGCCGUUGUACCAGGUGUGGUAGCAUUUGGACAAAGGGAGCGAGAACGGAAAGAGGAGCGCGGAAACGCCAGUCAACCACAACCCCAGAUCAAAUCGACACACCAGUCCGGCAAAAUAUAUGAGCCUCGCGCCGCGAACGACGCGGAAAGCAGGGCCCGACGUCGCAGGAGCGAAAGCUUGCAGCGUGAGGAUGAGGCAGCAAUGCUGGCAGAGCUUGCUGCUCAAACGGAAGUGGUCGAUGAUCAGGAUCCUCGUCUAUCGGAGAAUGCAAUAGACAGGACCAAUGCGAAAGUUGCCUAUGAUAGCGAAGGUUCUUACGACGAGAUCGAGGUUACGGAUUCUGAAUUUGAGGACGAUGAAGAUCAAGCUCAGACAUCAGCGCCCGGCGGAGACGCAGAACAAAAGAACGAUCUUGACAAUAAUGAUGAUGACGCACCCGUGGAAUUUGGAGAAGAUGACAUCGCGUACCAGCUUGCAGCAAUGGGCGAGGAUUAUGGUCUCGAUCCCGGUGAAUAUGGUAGUCCAGGUGAAAAUUGGGAAGAAGGAGACGAAGGUUUGCCUUUGAGCGAGGAGGAUGCUGCAAAUCUGUUCCGCGACCUACUCGACGAUUACCGAAUUAGUCCAUUUACACCGUGGGAUAAUUUGAUUGCAGAUCAAUCAGAAACGAGCAUCAUGAACGACGACCGAUAUAUAGUGCUGCCCAACAUGCGGGCACGGCGAGAAGUGUGGGAUGCAUGGACGAAGGACAAAGCAGCUCAGAUACAGAAAGAUCGGCAGGCCAUGAACAAAUUGGACCCCAGGAUACCAUAUCUAGCCUUUCUGGACUCCAAGGCUACAUCGAAAUUAUACUGGCCAGAGUUUAAGCGCAAAUAUAAGCGCGAAGCGGAAUUAAACGAUCGCAAAAUGAGCGACAAAGAUCGCGAAAAGUUAUACAGAGACCACGUCAAUCGUCUGAAAUUACCGGAAUCAGCACGCAAAGCUGAUCUUAUGACACUACUGAAGAGCGUACCAGUCAAGGAAUUCAACCGAGAUACGACGAUCGAUGCGUUGCCGCAAAAGGUGCUAUCACAUCUCCAUUUCAUAAGUUUGCCUUCCUCAACAAGGAAUCUGGUCAUCGAAUCCCACAUACGGAAGUUGCCGCCUGCGCCCACGGACAGCGAUAUGACGGACGAACAGAGACUUGAAGACGAACGAAGACGGGAAGACAGGCGGCAUCGCGAGCAAGCUCUAGCAGAGCGUGAGCGCAAAGUUGAAGAGCAACGGAGAGUGAUAGAAAGACAGGAGGCGCGAGCCAGAAGAGAUCUUCGUGAGGAGGAACGCGAGCUUGAAAGCGCCAUGGCAGUAGGCAAACAGGGGCUUGACUCUCAGCUUCGUGAGACCCAUCUAGAAGCUGCAAAAGCAGGACCAGAAUCGUGAGCGAUCCUCGCCUCUGCCACAUCGGAACCAUUCGUUCGUCUCAUGUCUCACUCGUCACACGCCUCCCUAUUGGUUCCAUUGUCACGCAUCUCUAUAGGCCUUUCCCAGAGCCGUCAAUUUGCCUUCGUCGUCCAACAUCCUGGCCCACUUGCCCACUGUACCUGUGUUUCUCAUCGGACCAAACCAUGCGUACCGCUCUACCCAAUCCAGUGUAUCGAGAUAUCUGACACUUUCUUGUGCGAAGUUCUCAACAUGGUCCUGAGCGAGUGGACUCUGCUCGUUCCAAUUUGUGCACGCGUACUCCGUGAUCCACACCGGCUUGCCCGGUCCCAGUUGAUGAUG